GUGCUUCCAAGGCUGUGCACAGUCUUAGGAUUUGCCCCAACAAGCAAACUCAGAGAACUGCUGAGUAGGUGCUGGAGGUGGCUGUGCCGAGGUGCUACUCAGGCUGGGUGCUCAUGGAGGAUCGCUCAGCUUUCUGAACUGCCUUUGGACUUUCCUUCUGCACAUGGCAUUGGUAUUUCAGUUUGGGCAGCCCGCGAGGGCCCAGCCUCUGCCAGGACUCUGCCCAGGCAGCCUCAUUCGGACAGGCUCAUGUGACGUGUGCAACAGCACUGACCUUCCAGAAGUCGAGAUCAUCAGCCUGCUGGAAGAGCAGCUGCCCCAUUACAAGCUAAGAGCUGACACCAUCUACGGUUAUGACCACGACGACUGGCUGCACACCCCCGUCAUUUCUCCAGAUGCCAACAUCGACCUCACAACCGAGCAGAUUGAGGAGACGCUGAAAUACUUCCUUUUAUGUGCUGAAAGAGUUGGCCAGAUGACUAAGACAUAUAAUGACAUAGAUGCUGUAACUCGGCUUCUUGAGGAGAAAGAGCGGGAUUUAGAGUUGGCUGCUCGGAUCGGCCAGUCAUUGCUGAAGAAGAACAAGACCCUAACCGAGAGGAACGAGCUACUGGAGGAGCAGGUGGAACACAUUAGGGAGGAGGUGUCACAGCUCCGGCAUGAACUGUCCAUGAAGGAUGAGCUGCUUCAGUUCUACACCAGCGCUGCGGAGGAGAGCGAGCCAGAGUCCGUGUGCUCCACUCCGUUGAAGAGGAAUGAGUCGUCCUCCUCCGUCCAGAAUUACUUCCACCUGGAUUCUCUCCAGAAGAAGCUGAAGGACCUGGAAGAGGAGAAUGUUGUACUUCGAUCAGAGGCCUGCCAGCUGAAGACAGAGACCAUCACCUAUGAAGAGAAGGAGCAGCAGCUAGUCAACGAUUGCGUGAAGGAACUGAGGGACGCCAAUGUGCAGAUUGCCAGUAUCUCAGAGGAACUGGCCAAGAAGACAGAAGAUGCUGCCCGCCAGCAGGAGGAGAUCACACACCUGCUCUCGCAAAUAGUCGAUUUGCAGAAGAAGGCAAAAGCGUGUGCAGUGGAAAAUGAAGAACUGGUCCAGCACUUGGGGGCCGCUAAGGAUGCCCAGCGGCAGCUCACGGCUGAGCUGCGUGAGCUGGAGGACAAGUAUGCCGAGUGCAUGGAGAUGCUCCACGAGGCACAGGAGGAGCUCAAGAACCUCCGGAACAAGACCAUGCCCAACACCACAUCCCGUCGCUACCACUCACUGGGCCUGUUUCCCAUGGACUCCUUGGCAGCAGAGAUCGAGGGAACCAUGCGCAAGGAGCUGCAGCUGGAAGAGCCCGAGUCGCCAGAUAUCGCUCAUCAGAAGCGAGUCUUUGAGACCGUGAGAAACAUCAAUCAGGUCGUCAAGCAGAGGUCUCUUACCCCAUCCCCUAUGAACAUCCCCGGCUCCAACCAGUCCUCGGCCAUGAACUCCCUCCUGUCUAGCUGUGUCAGCACUCCCCGGUCCAGCUUCUACGGCAGUGAUGUCGGCAACGUCGUUCUGGACAACAAGACCAACAGCAUCAUCCUGGAAGCAGAGUCAGCUGACCUGGGAAACGAGGAGCGGAGUAAGAAGCCAGGCACGCCAGGAACGCCAGGGUCCCACGAUCUGGAGACGGCGCUGCGAAGGCUGUCCCUCCGCCGGGAGAACUACCUCUCGGAGAGGAGGUUCUUCGAGGAGGAGCAGGAGCGGAAGCUCAGGGAGCUGGCGGAGAAGGGCGAGCUGCUCAGCGGCUCCCUGACGCCCACCGAGAGCAUCAUGUCCCUCGGCACCCACUCGCGGUUCUCCGAGUUCACCGGCUUCUCUGGCAUGUCAUUCAGCAGCCGCUCCUACCUGCCCGAGAAGCUGCAGAUCGUCAAGCCGCUGGAAGGUUCUGCCACCCUUCACCACUGGCAGCAGCUGGCUCAGCCUCACCUUGGGGGCAUCCUGGACCCCCGGCCCGGUGUGGUCACCAAGGGCUUCCGGACUCUGGACGUUGACCUGGACGAAGUGUACUGCCUUAACGACUUUGAGGAAGACGACACAGGUGACCACAUUUCCCUCCCGGGCCUAGCUACCUCCACGCCAGUUCAGCACCCAGAGACCUCAGGUGAGAGGUCCCGAGCACGCGUGACUGUCUCAGGCAGCAGAAGUUACCCGAGCCGGCCUCAGGCUUCCCCAGAGGAGAUGCAGGAGCCGCCAGCGGCCGAGAAGGAGGAGGAGGAGGAGGGGUCUGCUCACCACCCUGGGAAGUGCAUGUCACAGACCAACUCCACCUUCACCUUCACCACCUGUCGCAUCCUGCAUCCUUCAGACGAGCUCACGCGGGUCACACCAAGCCUUAACUCGGCCCCGACUCCUGCUUGUGGCAGCGCCAGCCACUUGAAGUCCACACCAGUGGCCACGCCGUGCACUCCCCGGAGACUGAGCCUGGCAGAGUCUUUCACUAACGUCCGUGAGUCCACCACCACCAUGAGCACAUCCCUGGGGCUGGUGUGGCUGCUGAAGGAGCGGGGCAUUUCUGCGGCUGUGUACGAUCCCCAGAGCUGGGAUAGGGCCGGCCGGGGUUCCCUCCUGCGCUCUUGCACUCCCAGGAUGGCCGUGAUCCCCUCUACCCCGCCCAACUCACCUAUGCAGACACCCACGUCUUCCUCACCCUCCUUCGAGUUCAAGUGCACGAGCCCUCCCUAUGACAACUUCCUGGCUUCCAAGCCGGCCAGCUCCAUCCUGAGGGAGGUGAGGGAGAAGAAGGUGGUCCGGAGCAGUGAGAGCCAGACCGACGUGUCUGUGUCCAACCUCAACCUUGUGGACAAAGUCAGGAGGUUUGGCGUGGCCAAAGUGGUGAACUCGGGGCGAGCCCACGUGCCCACCUUGACUGAGGACCAGGGACCUCUCCUCUGUGGGCCCCCAGGCCCCGCGCAGGCCCUUGUCCCCGGAGGCCUGGUGCCCGAGGGGCUGCCCCUCGGAUGCCCCACUGUCACCAGUGCCAUCGGCGGGCUCCAGCUCAACAGUGGCAUCCGACGGAAUCGCAGCUUCCCCACCAUGGUGGGGUCCAGCAUGCAGAUGAAAGCCCCUGUGACGCUCACCUCGGGCAUCUUGAUGGGUGCUAAGCUCCCCAAACAAACUAGCUUACGGUGAGGCUGGGAGGGGGCCCUGCCCCAGACAAGACCAACCUUGCUCCCGCCUCCCUCUCUCCCCGCCUGCACUGCGCGCUCUCCCUCUGCCCUCCUCUGCCCAUCCCCUCCUGAGCUAGACAGACAAAUCAACCUCGUGCCUAAUGGGGGCAGAACGGAGACUCUGUAAAAUGUGUACAUAGGACUUGGAGACCUGUUUCCACUCUGCUCUUCCUUCGAAUCCCCCGUGGGAAGUGCCCUGGCACUGGCUUUGCUCUCUUGAGGACUUGGCCUGUGUAAGCUGGGGGCAGGGGCAGUCGGGUCGCCUCCCUCUCCUUUCUUUUGAGAAGCACUGAACCACCCCCCCCCCAAAAAAAAUGUGUUCUUAUCCCAUGGAUAGGAAACCAGUGAAUAUGUGGCCGGUUGCCAGAGCCACACAUCCCGAGCUGUCACGCGGCACAGUGGCUCUGCCACCUGGUAUCACUGGGCACCUCACCGCGCCCGCCCUGUAAGAGCAUUAAGGGGCCUCCGUCUGCAUCCACGUGCAGCUGCUGUAGCUUUCACAGUGGGAGAGCUGUUCUUUCUCGGGUCCCAGCUUCUUCAAGACCUUCACUGCUAGGCCCCAACAGAUGGUCACUUCUUUUUUUCAGCUGUGACUUUUUCUUCUCAUGCCUUCAACCCGAAGUUGUCCUUUCAUGUUUUUAAUCCACUGUCAAAAGAGAAUGUAUUUACACUCCUGCUGCACUGUUCGGCAGCCCCUGUAUGUUUUGUGUGAUUUGUUUUGUUUUUCCAGUUUUUGUUUGUGUAUUUUUUUUUUUUUUAAUAUGCAGGGAGGUAAUGGUACUAGAUGGGACGUCACAGUGGAUGUUCUCUCUGUGGUUCCGUGACACUGAAACACAAGUUUCAGAUAUACCAAGCCGCUAAUGAGAGAGCAGCUUUUUUGCUGGGAUCCAGUGUCACAACCAAAUUGAUUAAGAUCAGACCUAAGACGAUUUCAACAACAGGAUCAUAAGGAAAGGGGGUUUGGGGAAAGGUGGUAAAUUUGUCAGCAGUAAAGGGAAAAGAAAAGAACCACGGCUAAAGGUGAUACCAAACCGGUUCACAGAGCAAUGAGGCUUUGGUGAUCCGCUGUCUCCGGUCCUAACCGGUGAGUGUUCUUUCACGCCUGUGGUCUUCCGCUGCAGUGUUUUCCCUCUUGUUUCAGAACAAGAGUGGUCCCAACAAAGCCUUUCUGUCCUUGUGCCACUUUUUAUCCUUAGGAAAAUGUAGAGGCAUUGCAAGAAGAACCACAAACAGGAAGCCUGGUCUCAUCGCUGUCACCGACUAAGUUUUGAACUUUUAUUUAUUAUUUGUGUGUGUCAUAUUUUAAACAAACAUCCUCUGUCCUCUCCAGCUUGGUCACUGUGUGUCUGCAGUUUUCCAGUCCAAGCAGGUCAUUAAUUUAUUCUGAUCUGAGGACCGCAAUUCACAUCACCGUGCCCUGUAGCCAUUUGUUCUAGACAUUGAUGGAAGGAUAACAUCAUAUGCAAGCAAAAUAAUUAUUUUAUGUGUGUGUGCACGUGUCCGCCCACACACACGCAUGCAUGCACACACACAAACACACAUACACACCAUUCCUCUUCUCUCCCCACCUUGGCAAAAGAUGUAUCCUUCAAUUAAGUAAGUGUGACCUUAUGUCCGCUGAAGAUACUUUGAGAAAGUCCCCUGGAGCAAGCUUCGGUCCCACAAUUUCAGACUAUUUAUUCUCCAGACACGAAGGUGUUGGUUAAUUAUGUUUUUAAGUCUCCUCGCUGUGGUAUAUGUGCACUCACUGCAAGGGACUUAUAUCUUUUUAUUUGAAUGUAUUUCAAAGCAGUUAGUAGAAUAACAAAGGAAUAUAAAAAACACGGACUGAAUGGACCAUUUUAUGUUUUCAGAAAGAGGAGCCACCCACCAUCACAAAGGAAAUACCUGUAUAAAAAUUGGCAAUUUGGAGGUGUCAGUAUUUAGCAUAGUCAAUAAAUGAUCAACAUUGUGCAACCACUACCAAAAAAUGUGUUGUAAUGCAUCCAAAAUCAACAAAAGUUUAUUUGCUAAUGAGUACCAAUAAAAUAAGUUCAAAUGAUGGAAACCACA
Molecule: messenger RNA, 5244 nt
Organism: Phacochoerus africanus (Common warthog)
Lineage: Eukaryota; Metazoa; Chordata; Mammalia; Artiodactyla; Suidae
Gene: TRAK1
Product: trafficking kinesin protein 1
Exons: 16
Coding region: 164-3154 (996 amino acids)
Biological process (GO): anterograde axonal transport of mitochondrion; endosome to lysosome transport; neurogenesis
Cellular component (GO): dendrite
Molecular function (GO): GABA receptor binding
Source: RefSeq, a predicted model, not a curated record